GCACAGUCUGAGAAGGAAGGUGAUGGAAAGAUGUCCCGGAUUUUAAGUUCUCGUCUGUCGAUCCGUGAGAAAGGCCUCGUUGUUACCCUGCUUGGUUCCAACUGCAGUGUGUCAGCAUGUGCCGUGGUGCAGUUGUACCUGGCAACUUCAGCUUGUAAAGGAAAAAAAUCUGAAUGGCAGAUUCACAGUUGUGGAGUGGUGUGUCUGGUGCAGGAUAAAACACUGCAUUCGACAUUUAUACGGCUCUUUUGUGUGAAGAGGGCGAAGCUGCUCUGGGAACAGGAGUUGUACAUACCUUUCAUGUAUACAACACCCCGCCCCUUUUUCCACACCUUCCUCAGUGACGAAUGUUGGGCAGGGCUGAAUUUUUCUGAUGAGGAAGAGGCGAGUCGUUUCCACACAGCGGUACAGAGCUGCAUCAGCAAUAUGAAAGCGCAUCCUGUGCUUGUGCGGACUCACAGUCUGGACUCGACCUCCGGAUGGCUGCUGAGGAACAAACUGAACACAUGUCUGUCUGUUAAACAGUCUGAAUCCCCCGAAGCUCCACCAUCUGUUGAAUCAGAGGUGACCAAUACUCGUUCUCUGGUGCAGAGGAAAGGACCCCUGCCUCCGAUCCCCUCAGCUACGUCUAAUCCUCCUCACCAUGAUCAUCUGCAACAGAAAUUUUCUAUUCCCCUCCCUCCAUCCUACCCAGCUCCCAAACUGAACAUCAAUCCAGCAGCUGUAAAGAAAAGUGUCAGCUUUUCACCCGGAGGAAAUUAUUCUUUUUCCUUCGACAAGCACAGAAGCACAGAAGCUGAUGACAUAUGAGCAGAAGCUUUCACAGAAGAUCAUGUGCAGCAUUUUGUCUCCUGCUGAAGAUCUACAGUAAAGCACUUUUUAACAGGUGGCCAGCUUUGGUCCUGCAUUUAUCUAAAUUUUUAAAAAGUAAUUUAAUUAAUUUCUCUAUUUCAUUAUGUGUUGAAGUUUUAACGAAAUCUAUUUUAUUUGUUGAAUAAAACUGUCUCUGUGACUUUAUCAGAAGCUGUACUGCACUUUUCCUUCCUGAUGUCUGUUCAUAAAA
Molecule: messenger RNA, 1063 nt
Organism: Neoarius graeffei (lesser salmon catfish)
Lineage: Eukaryota; Metazoa; Chordata; Actinopteri; Siluriformes; Ariidae
Product: actin nucleation-promoting factor WAS
Exons: 8
Coding region: 31-810 (259 amino acids)
Source: RefSeq, a predicted model, not a curated record